This is a messenger RNA of Papaver somniferum (opium poppy), 1980 nucleotides long. RefSeq lists its product as uncharacterized. Bases 1 to 1980 code for a protein of 659 amino acids. The record is from RefSeq and is a predicted model, not a curated record. Gene Ontology annotation, molecular function: RNA-DNA hybrid ribonuclease activity; nucleic acid binding. The transcript has 3 exons. Lineage: Eukaryota; Viridiplantae; Streptophyta; Magnoliopsida; Ranunculales; Papaveraceae.
AUGGUUCUUAAAAUUGACUUUGAAAAGGCUUAUGAUCGCCUUGAGUGGAGCUUUAUUUACAGAGUCUUUGAGGCCCUAGGAUUUAACUCUGUGUGGAUUCAUUGGCUCAAACUUUGUAUUUCAAGUGUUUCUUUUCAAGUGCUAUUUAAUGGUGCUCCCAAUGAAGUAUUUUAUCCUUCUAGAGGUAUUCUCCAAGGGAACCCUUUAUCGCCCUAUAUUUUUAUUAUUUAUAUGGAGGUUCUCAGUAGGAUUAUUAAUCAAGGUAUCGAGACAAAACAGAUCUUUGGGUUUAGGAUUUAUCGUCAGGCUCCUAUGAUUUCUCAUAGUUUUUAUGCCGAUGAUAGUAUGAUUUUUCUUGAAGCCAAUCUCCGCAAUGUUAGGGGUAUCAAGACUAUUCUUGAUCGGUUCCCGAGUUGGUCGUGCCAACUUGUUAAUACUUCUAAGUCUGUUGUAGUAUGCUCUAAGAAUCUCCCCAGACGUCUUGCUAGGAACUUGUGUAGAGGUCUGCAUAUACAAUUGGGAACUAGUCCUGGCAAGUAUUUGGGUAUUAACAUUCAGUGGGGUCGCCUUAGUCAUGCUAAUUCUACUGAGUCUCUAGUUAAGAUUACUAACAGACUUAGUGGCUGGAAAAAUAAGUCUCUCAAUUUCGGUGGUAGGGAUGUUCUUAUUAAAUCUGUUUUGGAUCCUUCUUUGAAUCAUCUCAUGUGCACUAUGAAACUCCCAAAGUUUAUUCUAUGCAAAAUAGAUAAGCUUGGGAGGAAUUUUUUGUGGCAACAUUGGGAUGGGACGAAUCGCAUUCAUGCUAUCAGUUGGGGUAAGGUUUGCAAACCUGUCUGGUUUGGUGGAUUGGGGAUUCGAGACUUGGAAUUCCAUAAUUUCUCCUUUCUUGCUAAGAGUUCUUGGAGGAUUGCUUGUAACCCUGAUUCUCUAGUUGUUAAGCUUUUUCAAGCUAAAUAUCAUAGAAAUACUCAGUUUUGGGAAGCACUUCCUCCAAGUCGUGUUUCUUGGUGUUGGCGCAGCAUUCUCAGGGGUAAAGAGCUGAUUAAAACAGGGCUGAAGUGGGUUAUUGAAACUGCGCAUCAAGUGAAUAUUUGGAACGAUUCUUGGUGCUGUAAUGUUCCUUUAUCACAAAUUCUUGGUCCUACUUGUGAUCCAUCUUUGAGAGUGUCUGAUCUUAUAGAUCCUGGGAACCAUGAAUGGAAUCUCUCGCCCAUUUCCUCUUCAAUUCCUAAAUCGGUACAGGAUCAGAUUUUGGCCAUUCCUCUUUCACGGCAUGUUCCUUCUUCUGAUCACAGGGUUUGGACCCAUAGAAGAGAUGGGAAUGUUUCGGUUAAAUCAUGUUAUAAUUGGUUAGCUUUGUCUCAAGAGGGUUCUGCUUUGAAUGGUACUAAGUGGGAGCAUCUUUAUAAAUCCCGAUGCCCUGCUCGCAUUAAACAUUUCUUGUGGCUGCUAGACCAAGGAAAGCCUCUAGUCCGUGUGAAUUUAUCGAAGCGUGGGUUGGAUAUCCCGGUUUCACCAAUCUGGAACGCACUUGUUUAUGCUUAUGGUGUUCAACUUCCUCAACUGCAUAUGUGUCUUGACUGGAUCCACAAUGUUUUGUCCUUGAAAACUGAUGACGCUACAGUGCAGUGGGGGCCGAGUAUUUGUGUGCCAAUGCCAAUUACUCCUAGUCCUACUUUCAAGGAGCAAAUAUGUGUUAGAUGGCUGCCUCCUAUUAAUGAUUUUGUUAAACUCAAUGUUGAUGGAUCCUCUAAUGAUGCAGGGAAUGCAGGUAUUGGUGGCAUUUUGCGAGGUGAUGAUGGACAUUUUUUGGCUGCUUUUGCGAAGCUUAUUUACCGCAACUCCAAUAACGUUGCUGAAUUAUGGGCCAUUCGAGAUGGUAUGCAACUAGCAAGAAAUAUUGGCAUUCAAAAACUACUUGUCGAAAGUGACUCGCAGUAUGCUAUUAACCUGUGUUUACAAACGUAUGCUAGUAGUUAG